Molecule: messenger RNA, 7108 nt
Organism: Nothobranchius furzeri (turquoise killifish)
Lineage: Eukaryota; Metazoa; Chordata; Actinopteri; Cyprinodontiformes; Nothobranchiidae
Source: RefSeq, a predicted model, not a curated record
AGCAGGGUCUUCAGGAGUUUCUUGAAAAAUGAAAAGGAAGCCGCUGUUCUGGUAGAGCUUGGAAGGUCAUUCCACAUUUGUGGAACGAUGCAUGAGAAGAGUCUGGAUUGUCCUGAGCGUGGUGUAGGCACUGCUAGCCGACGAUCCUGUGAUGACCGGAGCGGCCGGGCCGAGACGUAAGCCUUUGCAAGAGGAUUCAGGUAGAUGGGAGCCGUACCAUCUCGGACUUUGUAUGCUACUGUUAGCUAUUUGAAUUUGAUGCGUGCUGCUAGCGGUAGCCAGUGGAGCUCAAUGAACAGAGGGGUGACGUGUGCUCUUUUUGGCUGAUUGAAGACCAGACGCGCCGCUGCGUUCUGGACUUGUUGCAGCACUAAAGCAGAAAAAUGAGAUUUUGCAAUAAAUAUGCUAAAUAUUUACAUAAGACUUCGCUGCCUAUGACUUUGAAUGUCAGUUGAGAGUCAGUCUCAUGCAGACUGACCAAUGAACAGAGGGCCUCAAGUUAAGACCCUCUCCUCAUUGGUCAGUCCACACCAGGUGGGUCAAAGGUUACCCUGAGCGGGUUACAUGAUGCCAGGCAUUCAAGUAUUGAGUAUAUUUACUGCAUAUUACAGUAAAAUAGUCUGUAUGUGACCAUAUUAUGGUGAUCCUUGGGUCGUGAUGAUGGGGCCCUUGAAUAUUCAAAUCAGAUCAAAUCAACUUUAUUUAUAUAGCACUUUUCAUACAAAAGAAAAAUGCAACUCAAAGUGCUUCACAGAUUAAAAUGGCCCCAUAGAUCCCAUAUUCCCAUCCCAGCCCCCCUCCGCAAGUAUAAAACAAUUGACAAUUACAGUUCCCCUCCAGGAACCAAUACAGUAUUGUUGCCCAGGGUACAACAAAGUGUUAAUCUGGCCCUGCAUAUCAGUCAGGAUUGACUACAGUCUUGUAAAAUGGGCUGAAACAUCCUUUCAGAAUGUUUGUUCAAUAACUGAGGCAUACUUUUGUUAAGUUUGGGAAGUUUCAUGAAAAUCAAAAGCUCAAAAAUGUUCUGUCUUAGAGAACUAAAGGGAAGUGUCUACAAUGGUGGCUGGAAAUAAAAGAUGUAUGGCUGCUCUUCUGGCCUUCCUGCAACCUGUUUUGUCUACAUGUUGUGUGUUUAACCUUGGUUGGAUUGUGCUGCGGAGACAAAUUUCUAUGCUGCUGGACGCUGGUGCAUUGGCAACAUAGUUGAUUCUGAUUCUGAGAAGGUUUUAUUUAUUCUGUUCUGUUCUAAAAUGGCUUCAAAUUUUCUUUUUCAGUUAGAACAUUUGAAAUGAAUUAUAUUUAAAUGCAUCAGUAUAGUUUAAUCAUUGUCUCAUCCACCUGUGUGUAGGAGCACACACAUGUGGGAGCCGACAUGUCUCAGGACAUCCAGCUCUUUGGGAUUGGGAUCCAACCAGAGCACUGCAUCCUGGAGCUGUGCCCAGAUGGUGAUGUCAUCUUGAUUCCUGUAGGGAACGGCAGAACCUGUGUGAACGGGACAGUGGUGGACUCUUUAGUGCAUUUGUGGCACGGAGAUCGUAUCUUAUGGGGCAACAAUCACUUCUUCAGGAUAAAUCUUCCUAAACAAAAGUGGCGGGACCAUUUGAAAGAGCUGGACAGAGCUUCUUCCAGAGAGAGCUUUGUUGAAGUGGACAUAGAGACAGCCAGCGAGGCUUCCUCUGAGCCAGACUACAACUAUGAGUUCGCCCAGAUGGAGGUCAUAAUGAAGACGCUUGGAAACAAUGACCCCAUGCAGAACAUGGUCCAGGUUUUGGAGAAGCAGUACCUGGAGGAGAAGCGGACAGCUCUGGAGGAGCAGAGGCUCAUGUAUGAAAGAGAGCUGGAGUCUCUACGGCAACAGCUAUCUCCUGAGAAAACACCGCAGUUCCACCGAAACAGCAGCGAGCGCCUUACGUACCCAACGCACACACCCCACAGCGAGCUACGACUUUGGACCGAGGAGCGGGAUGAACUUUUCCGUCAGAGUCUGUCUCGACUGAAAGAGCAGGUGGUCAAAGCCAACACUCUGGUACGAGAGGCCAACUUUUUGGCGGAGGAGAUGAAAAAGCUCAUUGACUAUCAGGUCACCCUUCAGAUUCCUGCAGCCAACCUCAGUGCCAACUGCAAGCGCGGAGCAAUAGUGAGCGAGCCAGCCGUUCAGGUGCGGAGGAAAGGGAAGGGGACUCAGGUGUGGACCAUGGAGCAGCUGGAGAACAAAUUGGUGGACAUGAGAGACUACUACAGAAACUGGAAAGAAGGCAGAGAGGAAAUGCUUAACAAAUCAAACAGCAAACGCAGCGAUCCGUUCCAUGAGGCCCUCGACAACCACAACCUAAUCGGCGUGGCUAACAUUUUCCUAGAGUGCCUUUUUCAUGAUGUCAAGCUGCAAUAUGCUGUUCCAAUCAUCAGCCAACAGGGAGAGGUAGCAGGCAGGUUACAUGUGGAGCUGCAGCGAGUUAGUGGAGCUGCACCAGAGCAUCUUUGUGGAGGAGAUGACUCCUCAGAGCACUCCAGUCAAAGCAGCUGCUGUGAGGUCACGGACACCAACGGAGAGACUGUUCAGACAACAAAGAGGCUCACCUGCAGGGUGAGAAUAAAAGAGGCCACAGGGCUGCCGCUCAGCCUGUCCAACUUUGUCUUCUGUCAGUACACCUUCUGGGGGUACGGCGAGCCCGCUGUAGCUCCGCCCAUCAUCAGCCCUGACAGACCUUGCCCUCAAAGCCCUGAUGCUCAGUUCACUGUCAAGUUUGAUCACUGCAGGGAGUACAUGGUGCAUGUGUCAGAGGAGUUUUUAGAGUUUAUGUCAGAUGGAGCCUUGGCCAUAGAAGUGUGGGGUCAUCGUUGUGCUGGGAACGGUCCCUGGGAGCUAGAUGCUGUAGAAGCUAAGACCCAAACGCUGCAAGACAGGUGGAGUGAGGUGUCACGCAGGGUCGAGUUGUGUGUCUCCAUCCAGGAGCUGAAUGAACAGGGAGAAUACGCACCUGUGGAGCUGCAGCCUACAAAAGACGUCAGCACAGGAGGUGUCUUCCAACUUCGACAGGGCCAUUCCAGGAGGCUGCAGGUGUGGGUGAAACCAGUCCAGAACUCAGGCACGCUGCCUCUGCUGGUGGAGGCGGUUCUGUCUGUCGCCAUCGGCUGCGUGUCGGCUCGCUCCACUAAACUACAGAGGCCACUGGACAGCUACCAGGAAGAGGAUCUUAACUGCCUCAGAGAGUGCUGGUCUGAUGCGCUGGUCAAACGUCAGCAAUAUCUUGAUGAUCAAAUCAAAAAAAUCAUCCACAAACAUGAAAAGUCAGAGGAGGACAUUGAGCGGGAAGCGCGUCUGGUGGAGCAGUGGGUUGGUCUAACUGAAGAGAGGAAUGCAGUUCUGGUGCCGUGUCCAGGAAGUGGCAUCCCUGGAUCUCCUGCAGACUGGGCUCCACCCCCUGGAAUGGAGACUCACAUUUCUGUCCUCUUCCUGGAUUUAAAUGCGGAUAAUCUGACAGUGAACAAGCAGAUGAAUGGACCACACACUGCAGGAGUUAACUCCAUCUUGCCCAAAGAGCAUGGCAGCCAAUUCUUCUACCUGCCCAUCAUCAGGCACAGUGAUGAGGAGGUGCUGGCAGUGUGCUCCUGGGAUUCGUCCAUUCAUGAUUCUGUCCACCUCAACCGAGUUACCUCACCUAACGAACGCAUCUACCUGAUUAUCAAGGCCACGGUGCAGCUCAGCCACCCUGCAUCCAUGGAGCUAGUGCUCCGUAAGAGGAUUGCUGUCAACAUCUACAACAAGCAGAGUUUUACUCAGAGUCUCAAAAGAAGGAUGUCCCUGAAGAACACACUUUUCUCUUGUGGAGUGAUUUAUGAGAUAGUUUCUAACAUACCAAAGGCCUCAAAAGAGCCCGAGGAGAGGGAAACCUUGGCCCUCAUGGCUGCUCGCGGGGACAGCGAGGAGAUUCAGAAUGGAGAAACUUAUAUAGAGAAAUACAUCCAAGGAGUUCUGGAAGUAGAGAACAUCCUGAGUCUUGAGAGGCUACGACAGGCCGUGACAGUGAAGCAAGCACUCACUACUAAAAGGAGACAUUUAAGGAGGAGUGUCAGCACACCAAAUGUACAGCAGGCCUCUUGUAGUAAGUCGGACCUAAUGGAGGAUGAGGAGGGCCAGAUGCAGGACCACUGUGAUCACAUGGACAACACUAGCUGCACCUCUCAAGAUAAACCCUUUUGCACACCUAUCAAAAUCCAGGAAAAUCCAGGCUCGGUUCCAGAGAGUCCUAUCUUUUUCAGCAUCAGCCCUUUCAAGGUCCUUUCCCCACAGCCGCCAAAAUUCCUCAAGUCUUUGCUUCCUGUCCACGAUAAGAGGAAAGGAAAGAAAGUCCUGGAGGCCCGGCCACUACUGGGACGAGAGUAUGAUUCUGAAGACGAGGAGGGAGAUGUGGACCUGGCUGUCAAUCCAAAUGGGGGCCCUCAGGACCAAACCAGCUUCCAGACUUACAUCCCUGAGGACUUUGCUAACUUUGACAUCUACAACGCCACCCUGGAGAACCGGGACAGGUUCUGCUCGGACCUGAGGGGAAUCCGGUGUGGAGGCGUGAGCGGAGAAAUGGAGGUGUCCCGGAGUCCUACGCCCAGCAGCAGCACCAGCGGCUACUUUUCACACAGUGCAUCCAAUGCCACACUUUCAGACAUCCCUUUUGGUGCCAGUGAGAGCUCAGAACACCUGAACUGCACCUCCAGAGAGUUCCUCAACCCAGGGAGAAGCAGCACUCAGACCAAAAAUAUUCCAGCUGAGAGCGGCACACAGCAGCCACCCAUUACAGCUCACAGCUGGCUCGUCCCUUCAGCCUCCUCACCCGUCAGUAUUUCUAACUGCUCAGAUAAACAACGCUCACAUCCUCACAACUGUGUCCUCAGCACCAGCCAAGAGUACACUGACUUUAAAGGUGCUAAUGGCAUCAAUGGUGAAGUUGAUUUAGCACACUUUACAGAAGGAUCUGAACAGGAAGAUUUGAGAAUCCCUUCAAACCAGAAGAAACCGGAUAACAUAGAGUCAUGUGACACUGACAGUCAGCUUCCCUCUAAUGUUUCUAAUGAGACAUUCAAUCCUGAAAAUGUAACAUGCAGAUGUCCUGGAUCUGAACUUUCUUUUAGUGUAACUGUGUCAUGCAUGAACACAACCCUUCCCUGCACUUUAGUCAAAGCCCCAAUCUAUGCGCCUGACCCCUCCCUGUCUGCCGUCAGACCUCUACCCACAGCUACUGCCCCCAGAGCAGGUGGAGAACCUCCGAUCCAGGAGCCGGCCCAGGGUGAUCUACCACACGGUAGUCCCUGCCCCAGUCCUAACUCCAGCAGUACCGAUCCAUCCGGAGACUCCAGUGGGGAUGAGAGCUCCCCAGUGCCUCAGCUUCCAGACUGGAUGGCACCUGGAGAACAAGUGUGGGUGGGGAAGAGGAGAGGGACCGUCUAUUACGUGGGAGGGGUGGAGUUUGCAAAGGGGAUUUGGAUCGGUGUGAAGCUAGACAUGGCAGUGGGUAAGCACAAUGGGACUGUCCAGGGAAGAGUGUACUUCCGCUGCCCCCCAGGUCACGGUGUGUUCGUGAAGCCAUCACGGCUCAGCAGAGGACCUUCCACGGACGCAGAACCGCAGACUGUGGUCAGAUAGACCCAAAGAAGAACUGGUUUUUCUGAUCUAAUUUCUGACCACUUGAAUCUUUGAGCUGAUUGUUUCCUGUUGGUUUGGUCGCUUUGCUGAUGCUUAUUUACUUGUGCUUUUAAUCGAAGUAUUUUUGUAGUUGAUGUUCACUGAAAAAAAUCCUAUGCACAUAUCUGAGUUUCCUGUGUGGUUGUAUUUUUCUAAACUUUUGACUGGGAAUGAAAUUUCAUUGACAUUUUCUUACAUUGGUUCUGAAGUACAUAUAGUAUUUUUGUAGAACCGUUCAUCCCUCCCUCUCUCUCUGAGGCCUGUAAUGAAGUGAUCUGGGGUUUGAGGAACAAGAAUGUACUACUGUUAAUAAACAUUGAUAUAUAUGUACGUCAGUAUGAUAUAUCAGGGUUAACCAAAGAGUUACAGUUCCAUAUCUGCUGUUACGACUGCUAUUUUUUAAUACGCAUAAAUGGAAAUUUUCACUGUAAAUUGAUGCAUCCUAGUAGAACUUAGUGCCAUAUCUCCAGAGGUAAUGCCACAUAACCCAUAAUCAGGACAAACCAGCCAAUCCUGAGGGCUGUUUUAGGUGUUUGUAGUGUUAUGUUAUGUUGAUGUACCCGUUCAGCCUAGAUGGGAAACGAUUGCGGUGGAAAGGGUUCUUGAAGAGGACUGUUUUCUGUAGUAGGCUGAUGAAAACUGGACAAUGAUGUGUCGUUCCUCAAAUCAGUUGAAGAAAAUUUUAUCUGUUUUAUUUGCAUUUAAAGAGGCACAUAGACCCCAUACUGUACAGUGAGUGUGUAACUGUCUGAAACAUGUGGAUCAUGAAGCUCAGUGUAUUCAGAGCACUAUCCUGCCUUGCUGUUGGACUGAUAAUCAGAUAUGGUUAUGUUAAGAUAACGCUGCAGAGCUUCUGAAGUGGUUUUCUAUGGAAAAUUCUUGAACAAUAAACACUUCAUCUAUUGUAGGUAGCACUUUGAGUGACCUUAGUUUGGAGAAGUUAAUUUGUACAACUCCAAGCUGUAUUCAGAUGCCAGUAUUCCUUUUUGGACUUAACCCAGCUCAAGCUAGAUGUUCCAUCAUGAAUUCGGUGAGAAUGUUUGUUUUAUCCAAACUUAUGUUGCUAUCUACAACAGGUAAGACCUCUAUCCAAAAACCCACUUCAAACGAUCCAAAAUGUUUUAAGUGGAAGUUGUUUAAAUUAAAAGAUACCGUUUGGCACGUAAGAUUUGAUUAAUAAUUUAGAGACUGGGCCUGGGAGGGACGAGAGGGAACGGCGCCUCUAACUCAAACAAUGGUUGCUGGAGAAGACAAUAACUUCCGUAACUUGUGUUCAGAGGAGAAUGAGCUCCAUUCUUAGUAAUUCCUCUCCUGCAGAUGUGUCUAGGCUGUCCCAGUCAGGAUUGAGCCAUGGCUGCUAAAAAUGUUACAAGGCUGACUGACUUUAGUGAUGUAGUGGUUGUAAAAUACUGAAUAAAAUGUUGAGCUGCUUGA